Megachile rotundata (alfalfa leafcutting bee) is the source of this 862-nucleotide messenger RNA. RefSeq lists its product as uncharacterized. The record is from RefSeq and is a predicted model, not a curated record. Lineage: Eukaryota; Metazoa; Arthropoda; Insecta; Hymenoptera; Megachilidae.
AUGAAAGGCGAUUAUCUUCAAACCGCAAGUUCCCUUUUCAACUCUCUAAUGCCAAGCAAUCCUCCACAGUCCCGAAGUGUACAUCCGAUAAGAACCAAAGUAGCUGAUUGCGGGGAAUACCAGUCGUCCAGUAUCUCUAGCACUAAGUACACGGUUGCGUACCACGGUGCAAUCGUCCGUGCCGUUGGCGUUUCUAACAAAUUAACGGGCGAUAUGUUGUCGGUGGUCUGCUCCAACCUUCUGGCUCCACCUCCCGACCGAGGCACAUCCAGCCGCUGCGGAGAGAGAUCAUUUUUGCCAGGUAUUUGCAAACUGAAUAAUAAAUACGCAGAUAUACGCGAAGAGGCCGCGUUCCGCCUUCACGCAGCUCGCUCUACGCGCGGAUUGGUCGCACUUCGCGAGGGGACGGCGAUAUUCGUUCGCCUUCUCCUCCGCUCUCGUGGACCUACUUUGUACACGCACACGUGCACGAUACGUUUUUGCACGUGCACGCGAAUGUUCACGCUGAGGGGAGGCAGCGUGUGCGCGAGAAUGCACGCCACUCGCUGUACCAUAUCCCUCUCUCGUGGCUACUCUCUCUUCCUUUCCCCUUUCGUCCUCUCGACGAACCCACCUGCCUUUUUUCCACAGUCUUUUCCCCUCUUUCACCCGAUUCCGACGAUCCUUCUUUUCUCCUCUUUGCUAACGCGUUUCACCUUCUUUCACCACACUUGUCUCUUUCCGAACUGCCUUUUUCGCAUUUUCACCCUGUCAUAUCCUAGGUUCUUCGCUUUCUUGUGUACGCACAUUAUCGUGGAGUUCACUUGUUGGAUCUACUUGGUUUAAGAAGCUCAUCAGACAACUUUCUGAUUACUGAAAUUUG